GGUUUCAUGAGCAUCCAGCUGUCACAAAUCAUCGAAGCUGACAAGCAGAUGUUUAUUUUGGCAAGCAACAACCUGAUGGGAAGGCUUACGUCUUCGGCAGGUGCGGCGCCGGCCCUUGACAGUGAAAUAACUCGUUUGUCCAGAAGCCCUGACAUCAUGCAAUAUUUGGCUCCUUUGCAAAACCCUCCUACGGUUCAACAGCCGUGGAAGCCUGAUGGAAAAGGGGGCCGGAAGGGUAAGGACAAGGACGGCAAGGGCAACAAGGGUGCAGCGCGUACCCCUCUGGAGUUGCCACAGGGUUGUGUGACUAAGGAUGACUCGAACCAGCCUCUUUGCUUCGCUUUCAAUACGCAUGGCUGUAAGAAUCAGUGGAAGAAGGGCAGGCUGGGGCUUGAGACACCCCGCCAGAGGGUGCGCCGACCUCUGGGGGAGUGCUGCAAGGCAGACCUUGCAACCCUCUUUGAAAUGCUCCCAGAGCGGGAGAUUCGGAGAGGCCCUCGGAAUGUAAAGAGCGUCUUCCUGGUCAUGUUUUCUCCAGUUGCGGCAUUUUCUCCGAUUCAGCUACGCAAGGGUGCUUUGUCCCGAGCGCUGAGGCAGCUAGGCUUUGAGGUGCACAGCUUUGAUCAUCAUCAUUGUGAUGCCCAAGUGCCCAUGCUGCAACUCGACCUGGCGAGUGACAGUGGGCAGGCCUGGUUCUGGGAUUUCUUGGCAAAGCAUCGGCCUUUUGCAAUUCACAUGGGAGUGCCGUGUGGGACCAGCAGCAAGGCCGUAAAUCCUUGCAGCCAGCCGGCAUCUGUUUCGGAUCAGAACUUUGACGACCUUGUUCAGGAGAAUCUUACUAAGGACCCCAAAUUGAUUUCCCUCAAGAGAAACCUUGCCAUUGCAAAAGUGAAGCAGGAAGUUGCUCGCUACCGAGACAAGGAGCUGCAGCUGCACAAUUCAAUGCACCCAGCAGUCGCCAAGGUUAUGAAGGGCAAGAACGUUCUUGCUUUGGAGUCUCUUUCGCAAUCUGAGGGCUAUGAUGACAUGGGUGCCAUGGCUUUUCUCAAGGAAGGGGUUCGUUUGGUGGGCACGUCUGAGUGCCCCGAGUGCUUCGACCGCAAGAUCGUACCUGCCCAACUCACCGAGGGUGAACUCCUUGAGACAGCUGCAGAAAGGCGCGAGGCCUUGUUGCAGAAGUUUGAAAAGGUUGAACCUCGAGAAGCUGAAGCUCUGAAAGAGGCCACCGAUGGCGAGGUGGCUCAUGGAUUUCUUGAGGGCCCAUAUUAUGAUAAGCACGGGGUGUCAGCCAAACUGGGAACUGAUCAAUGGACCAUUAUAAGAAGAUUCGUUCUUUUCCAAGGAGCUGAGCAAAAGGCGCGGCCGAUUGACAAUUGCUUGGAAUCGCAGCUGAAUGCAGGGUACUCUGCUAGCAUUCACUUGCGUCUGCAGGACUCUGACUACAUUGCAUCGAUGGCUCUGCAUGUUGCAAAGGCGAUCAGCGAGGGCCGAGCACAUUCCAAGGCGGCCCAUUGGAAGGGCAAGUGCUUAGACUUAAGCAAGGCUUACAAGCAAUUGGCGGUGUAUCCUCAGCAUCGUCCUCUGGCGGUCAUUGCAGUGAGAGGGGCAGAUGGGCGAGAUGCGCUUUACCUGUCCAACAGCUUGAUGUUUGGGAGCACAGCAGCGGUUUAUGCGUUUAAUCGCAUAAGCCGUUGCAUUUGGUUCUUGAUCAACCGUCUGCUGUGGAUACCUGCUGGGGUCUUUUAUGAUGACUUUCCUCUUCUGAGUCCAGCAGAAAGUUCUGACAAUGCCGAUGCGGUUGUCAGUGCAUUUUUGGACGAGUUGGGAUGGCUCCAUGCGAAAACAGGGGCAAAGGGUAAGCCCUUUGCCGAGGAGUUUGAUGUUCUUGGAAUGUCGUUGCAGCUCUCGAGUUUUGGUCAGGGCAAAGUUGUGUUGGCCAACAAGCAAGGGCGGAUUGAAAGGAUCAUAGAGCGCAUGCAAGAGAUUGCAGCCAAGGGCGAGAUUCGACGACACGAAGCGCAGGUCCUGCAAGGCUUGCUUCAGUAUGCAUCUGGCUUUUACUCGGGGCGAGCUUUGAAACACGCUUCGCAUGUUUUGGCCAAGAUUUCCAGUGGUUUACAUUUUGGACCCAAGGACCUCAGUGACUUUUGUCUGCAUACGGAAAGCCUUCUUCGUGAUGAAUCACCGCGCAUCUUGAGCAGCUCCAUGAUUACGGACGUUGUGCAUCUGUGGACAGAUGGAGCUUGGGAAUCUGGUACCGCAGGUGUGGGAGUAGCUGUUCACGACUGCUUUGCAGGCAUGGGCUGGGUCUAUGAGGGCCAAGUGCCUGCUAAGGUCCUCGACAAGUGGAGAACUGAGGUGGGCGAGCAGCUCAUUUGUGAAAUUGAGAUGUUUGCAGUCCUUGCAACGAUGCUUGAGCUCAACACCUUUUUGUCUGCCAGACGCGUGAUAUGGUGGAUAGAUAAUGAUGCUACCAGAGCAGUCAUCAUAAAGGGAGCCAGUCGAAGCUGGGCUAUGCAUGAGCUUGCUCGACUGUUUUCUGAACUCGACAGUCAAUACCCAUCUAUGUGGUGGGUGUGCCGAGUGCCUUCGUUCUCGAAUCCUGGAGAUGCGCCGUCCAGAGGUCAUGGCAGCGAGGCCAUGACGGCGGUGGGGGCAUCAAAAGUUCAGCAGUUCAGCAUGCUAGAUGAGUUGUCCGAGCGUCUCUGCGCCUUCAAGAGAGCCUCAGUGAUCAGGGGCGUCGGGGCUUCUUGA
Molecule: messenger RNA, 2754 nt
Organism: Symbiodinium necroappetens
Lineage: Eukaryota; Dinophyceae; Suessiales; Symbiodiniaceae
Source: the annotation of a GenBank genome assembly